UAUCAUCGCAGCAGCAGCUGAGGAGAGUGAAGUGAACCCGGGGGAAGGGAGAAAACGGGGAGAAAGGAUUUACGGACACCAAGCAACCAAGCAUGGCUACCCAAACGACUGCAUCAUGCACUGGAUCCACUCUGUUGCAGCCAAUCAGCGAAAUUAUCAAUCUCCCCCUCGACCAGGUUAACUUUGUGGCAGGUCAGCUGUUUGCCCUGCUAAUGGCCGUGUGGUUUCGGAUCUACCUCCACCCCAGUAAGACCAGUCCCUUCAUCAGACAUGUGGUGGCCACUCUGCUGGGCUUCUACUUGGCUCUCUUCUGCUUUGGCUGGUAUUCUCUUCAUUUCCUGGUGCAGAGCGGACUGUCCUACAGUGUGAUUGUCUUUGCUGGUCUGGAGAACAUGCACAGGUACUGCUUCAUGGUGACUCUUGGCUACCUGAUAUUGUGUCAGAUCACACGAGUCUACGUAUUUGACUACGGCAUGUACUCUGCAGAUUUUACAGGGCCCAUGAUGGUUAUAACACAGAAGAUCACCAGCUUGGCGUUUGAAAUACACGAUGGUUUGACCAAGCGAGACGCGCAGCUGAAUCCCAGUCAGAAAUACCUAGCUAUCAGGCGGAUGCCCAGUUUGCUGGAAUAUCUAAGCUACAACUGUAACUUCAUGGGCAUCCUGGCAGGACCUACAUGCUCCUACAAUGACUACGUGGCCUUCAUUGAAGGCACGUGCUACCAGCCACACCACCAGGAGAAUGCCAACGGGAAGGAGAAUGGGAAGUACAAGCAGAGCGAACCCUCGCCCAAGAAUGAUGUCAUCUCCAAGCUGUGCACGUGCGCCAUCUCGCUGGCCAUCUAUCUGUCACUGUGUAAAGUCAUCCCAGUGGAGCACUCGAUAAACGACGAAUUCGUCAAGUCCACACCCUUCUAUCUACAAGUCAUCUACCUUUACCUGGCCAUGUUGGCUCUGAGGCCAAAGUAUUAUUUUGUCUGGACACUUGCUGAUGCAAUUAACAACGCAGCAGGAUUUGGCUUCAAUGGAUACAACAAAGAUGGCUCCCCACGGUGGGACCUGAUAUCAAAUCUCAGAAUUCUGGACAUUGAGUUUGCCACCAGUUUCAAGAUGUUCUUGGACAACUGGAAUAUCCAGACAGCUCUUUGGCUCAAAAGGGUGUGUUACGAGCGCUGUCCCAUAAACCCCACUGCUGCCACCUUCCUGCUGUCAGCCAUGUGGCACGGGGUGUACCCUGGCUACUACCUGACCUUCCUCACUGGCAUUGCCAUGACCAUGGCUGCACGUGCAGUAAGGCACAACAUCAGACCGCACUUCCUGGUCUCCGACUCAUACAAGUGCAUUUACGAUGUCAUCACGUGGGCAUGGACUCAGGUGGCUAUUAGUUACACAGUGGUGCCGUUUGUCCUAUAUACUGUGGGACCUUCACUCACGUUCUACAGGUCCUGGUACUUCUGCCUACAUCUUCUGUGUCUGCUGGUGGUAGUGGCCCUGCCCGUCAACCCAAUACGCCGACAGGCCAAAGAGCAGCAGGACGGCUUACAGGACAACCAGACAGACCACAACAGCACAGACAACAACUGCAACCAGAAAGACAAAGCCACAUGAGGCUCAGGACACCAAAGUCCCUUCAGCAGCAGAAACACUGAGACGAACUAGAAACCACUGAGAAAUGGAGUGUGGCGAGUCUAUUUACCUGACAAAGAACCAAAUAUUGGACGUACUGAGAAUCCUAACAGACAGAAAACACAAGUCAACGUCCUGUCAAAACUUCCAGUAGCAAGGAUGACCACGAUCACUUUUCUGACAUGGACAAGAGACCAGGAUUUAACAACGGCCAUGGUGUAAACUAAUGAGUGAUAGUGGUUACAAUACAUUGUAUUAGUGGAGAUGAAGAAAAACUGACUUCCUAGCUGCCUUAAACCCUCUAUGUACUCUGCAGGCGAAAUACCAGUUUGGAUGGCACGCUGCAAGAACCCGAAUGCAGUUACCACCAGCGUGGUGUCGGGUUAUACAAACAGAAUAGGAGUGCAGUAUGUGGAGGGUUUUUGUCAUUGUCUGGAUACAAGCCUCUUGUUAGUUGGAAAAGGAAAAAAAAUAUGUUAAUGUAAAAGAAACAUAACCUUUAUCAUCAGCUGCCAAUUUCAAACAGGCCUUAGGAUCCUCACAAUAUUGUUUGAUUUCUAUGUCUUUUUUAAAAAUCUUUACCUGAAGAAGAAUUCACAUUGUACGUGUUUUGUAUUUAGAUGUCUAUGACAACACUAUUUGAACACCAUUCUUAAUGGAUGAAUUGACUCCGCCUGAUGUAAUGAACCAACAGUCCCAAAGUGGAAUUCAGAUCUCGUCCGUCUCCAGCAGUGGAAAGCCACCCAAUAGUUACUAAAUGGAUUUCUGUUUUGUUUUUAAAAAAAAUAUUUUUUCAUAUCUGCUGCUUUUUUUUGACAAACACUCAUCAGUUUCAGAUAAAUGUGUUUCAA
Messenger RNA from Scomber japonicus (chub mackerel), 2476 nucleotides. RefSeq names its product membrane bound O-acyltransferase domain containing 2a (gene mboat2a). Gene Ontology annotation, biological process: lipid modification. Gene Ontology annotation, cellular component: membrane. NCBI's taxonomy places the organism in Eukaryota, Metazoa, Chordata, Actinopteri, Scombriformes, Scombridae. Gene Ontology annotation, molecular function: acyltransferase activity. The transcript has 13 exons. The record is from RefSeq and is a predicted model, not a curated record. Bases 93 to 1607 code for a protein of 504 amino acids.